Molecule: messenger RNA, 6450 nt
Organism: Galleria mellonella (greater wax moth)
Lineage: Eukaryota; Metazoa; Arthropoda; Insecta; Lepidoptera; Pyralidae
Exons: 15
Coding region: 403-4182 (1259 amino acids)
Molecular function (GO): protein binding
Source: RefSeq, a predicted model, not a curated record
GUAAUUCGUGCGCUCAAGCCUCUAUGUGCUCUACCGUACUACUGUACUAUGUUCAUAAUGUGAUACUCGACUAAUUAUAACUGGCCGCAUAAAACAAUAAAAUGUGUUCUUAAUUUGAAAUAAUGUAAUCAUAGAUUAUGUAACUUUUUAAUUCGCGAGUGUCUGUGUGCUAAUCGUGUUCUAUAUUUGAAAUAUUCGAAUUAAUAAAAAAAAAUUAUCGCGAGUGCAUGUAAACACGUAAUGUGGGUCAGGUGUGAAGAAGAAUUAAAAAAUUAAAAUAUUGUCUACUAAUUAAAAUAAAAUUCACGCUGAUCUAAAUUUAACAGAAUAUAACGAACUAAAUAUGAUUGCAAAAGCUAUUAGCAUCAAACACAAUUGUAAUAAGUGAGCUGUAAGAAUGUAAUGGCCAGCAGAACUGUGAGGAAAGUAAAACGCGGUAAAGGCAAAGACUCGAAUAUAAUUGGCAUUUCAUUUGAAGAUUCUCAUCUUCCGACCAUAAUUGUUACCCCACCAGAUAAAGAUAUGAAAGUCAAGCUACUAAAAAAAAUAAUUGAACAGAAAAAUAUCACUAAAGUUAAUGAAACCGAAACUACUAACUUAGCAAAUCAAAUUAUAAACAUAAACUCAAAUAUAUCUGUAGAUAAAAUGGCAGAAUUCAGUGUAAACCAACUUAUAGCCGAAUUAUCAGAAAACUCAAAAGCAUCUAAAGAUGAAAUAGAAAAUAUACAAAGAAAGUUACUACAGCAAGCCAAUGAGAUAUUAAAAGUAAAUGCUUUUGCAAAUUCACAACCACUAACCGAACCCCGCAUCGUAGAUAGCACGCAAAAGUAUGGAAAUAGCAAACCAGUGUAUGGCAGAAUUCCAGUCGUUGUACCGAGAAAUCCGAACGCAGCACCUCAAGUGGUAAACGUUGUCGUAACAAAUCACCAAGAUCGCAGAUGUGACAUUUCGCGCCAAAACCUGACUAGACCAAACAUGGCGGUCAUUCCGAAGGCCGACGACGUGCGCCGCGCGGGCAAUCAACUUAACGACACACAGCUAGUCCCCGAGAAACUCCAAGAUGUUUCCGCGCAAUUCCCCAUGGAUAAUACGGGCGCAAUGAUAAAUAGCGACCAGGGAAAUAUGCAAAGGGUCGGUUCGUCGGCGGUGGACGCGGGAAGAGGUGCUUUUUUCUACGAAACAGGUUCUGCAACGAGUCGCCCGGCUGCCAGUGCGCGCGCCGCUCCGACAAGAGGCACUGUCGAAGGCGUGCCCCCGUACAGGAUGCCACCAGCGCCGGAGGCAGCCCUGCCCGGCGCCCCGGCGCCGUCCGCCCCCGCCGCGCUCCACACACACUCCGCCAAGUUUCCUAUAGAACGAGAAGUAAUACUGUCAUCAGGCGACAAGAACUCCAAAGUGCCAAUACUGCAAGAAGCCAGGAAGCGUGGUAGACUAGGAGCUGUGGCCCCGGACACUCCCCCUAAAGCGCUGUCUGCCUGGACCCACGCAGAGAACCAGCAAGCUGGGACAUCUGGUGACAACUAUAGACAAUACCACGAGAAUUAUAGCUACGCAAUGCAUCAAAAUCAAAACCAAGGCGCCAUAUCCAGAAAUGUUCAAGGACAAUACGAUUCACCAAAACCUCCGAUCCCGGCCAAAAAUUAUGGUCAAAAACCUGAUACACCAAACAAUUCACAACUCAUAACGGUCACAGUCGAAACUGGAAAAGACAACACAAGAGAUGCGCCGAAAAGUAAUAAAUCUGUAAGAAAAACAUAUCACACUCUUAAAGAUAUGAUAUCUAGUAGAUUUAAGAGUAAAGAAAGCCACGACAGUGAUAAAGGAAAUGAACAAGAGGCAGGAUUAAAUAAUAGUGAAGAGAGAAAGAGGCCUGAGCCUGAGCAGAUUACACCUAGAGAUAACGGUAAUAGAAAAUUGGAACAAGGUAUAUACGGCCGACCAAUCCCGCAAAACAGACCGGAUAUGCAAUACAACCAUGGAAUACCCAAUAAUAAUAUGGCGUAUCCCAGUCCCUCCCCACACAGACAACUGAUGCAGCAACAAAUAGCCCAACAGCAUAUGCUUCUGAACCAGCAGGCCAGAUCGCAAGAAAUGCUGGCCUCGACACCCCUUGCUCGCCAGUCCCAAGCUCUUGGAGCCGAUGCGCUGUACCAGCACUAUGGCCCUCCAGGUAGAAGGAGUGCGGUAUACCAGAGAGACAUCGACGUUAGAUCCAUGGCUAACUUCACCUCGUUAAAGACUGGACCGCAAACUCAGUUCGAUAAUUCACAUUCACGACCUGAUCUCCGAAGUCCACAACAAUUAGAAAGAGAAAUAAUAAGACAAAGAGGUUUAGUGGAAGGAAGACGGGCAGCGUCACAUCCGCAUCUAUUGGAUGAUCCUCAACCAAGAACUGAAGUGACCACUCCACAGAUACACGACCGAUCUAGAAGAAACUCUCAUGGGAAUCUUCUAGAUGGAGCAUCUAAUGAGACUUGUUCACCGAAAAAUAUUUGUGAUGAAAGAGAAUCAGACGAUGGGGGAUUUAGAACGAGAUUAGUUGCACAGGGUAGAUCCAGUUUUGAAGACCGAAUCCGCACUAGCGGAAGAUCAAUAGAAUCUCACAGACAAGAAAGACUUCAAGAAAAUGUUUAUAGAAGAACACCCGAAAUACAUAAAGAGCGAAGAACACCGGACUCGAUGGGACAGAAACAGAAAGAAGAAACGAUAGUUUCAAGUCAAGCCACAGAGAGAAAUGAUGAGAGUGCAAGUCAAAAGUCUGCUGAUAGUGUAUAUAAUUCUAACGCUAAGGCUGAAAAUUAUAAUCCUCAACCAUCUUCGUCGAGACAGACUCCAAAUAGGAUAGAAGAUUUAAAAGCUCAUGGAAAGAAAGGUGCUGGUUCCGGUGCCAGUUCAGACUACGACAAAAACGGUGGGCAAUCAUCUAAUGUGGACUCUGGACGUGGUAGCGUGGCGUACUCCAGCGGAAGAAGACCAGAGGCUAGUCUACAUGACACGUCGGCUGAUUCAGAUGCGGUCGGCCCUUCGAGGAUGCAACCGCAGCCAGGAACUAGCCAACAACCUCCUGGACCAACUGGCGAGAACGAAUGGGCAGACUUAGUAGAAUGUGAGCUGCGGCAGAUCUUGGAACCGAAGCUGGCGGGCAUGAGGCUCGACUCCUCGGGAAGUUCCGAUAGCUCAGUGACGCCGCCACUGCCACCAUUGUCUCCCUCUUCUGAUAUGCACAAACGAAAUAGUCUUCCAGGCCGCGCGUCGGAGUAUCCCGAGGAGAGAAGACGCGGACGAGACUCACCACGCUGGCACUCGCACAAGAAACAUUCAUCGAAACGAGACAGUCAUUACAAGAAACAUUUAUUCGGAUUGGAUACAACAGACAUGACGUCAACAACCACACGGAGCCUGGAUCUCUCGUCACUCCUGGAUGGCAGGACGGACAGCGACGCGUCCACGGGGGACGCGAGGGCUAUCAGGAGGCAACUCCGAGGGCUGGAGAACAUGUACGCUGAAGUGUUGCAACUGUUAGGCGUAAGGAAGCCGGCUAGUCUGGCGAAACAGCCCACUUGGGAAUCGAGGCUAUCGUCGAAGCGCCGCUACGGUAGCAUGUCGUCCUUACCCUCGAGCUCAGUGAGUAGCAGACCGGUCCGGGACAAAAGACGCAGCUCUAAUGAUCACAGAAAGAAACACGAUCUCAAGGGCAUCAACAAGCGGUUCCAGCGGCUGGAGUCGCACGUGGUGACGCUGGCGCGCUCGGUGGCGCACCUGUCCAGCGAGAUGCGCACGCAGCACCUCGUCAUGCAGGAGAUGGACAACAUCCGCGCGGAGAUCGCCGCGCUGCGCCACAUGUACAAAUCCCAACAGCACAUCCGUUCGGGUCACCACAGACACUCGGACCCGUACUCGUUCAGCAACCCGGAUCGGGUCAAACGGCUCACCAAGUUCUUUGGAGACGAGCCGCCCCUCAUGAGGUUAUUCUUGAAAAAACUCGGUUAUGAGAAAUACGCAGCGCUACUGGAGAAAGAGAAAGUGGGUGCCGCAGAACUGCCCUACGUGGGUGAAGACAAGCUGCGGGCGCUUGGGGUCCCCCUGGGUCCUCGCAUGAGGAUAUUGAAAGAGGCCGGCAUACAUCAAGACUUGCGGAGGGACGAUCCUCACAACACCACCACCACUUUGGCUAUUGUAUAGUUGUAUUUGAAUUAAUUGCCCCUACAGGAGGAAACUCUUGAAUGAGAAAAAGAAGAAGAAGAAGAAGAGAAUUUAAUUGUAAAAUCUUCUCUAUCAGAGUGUCUAGUGUGGGGUAUAAUCUAAGCUAAUAUGUAUUAUAAAGAGCAAAGAUUUGACCUUAUUGUUUGUAAUGGAAAAACUCAAAAAAUUCUAAACCGAUUUUAAUAAUUCUUUCACCUACAGAAUGCUACGUUAUCAGCCAGCAAUUUGGACUGUAUUUUCUUUUUAAAAAACCCAUGCGAACUCGGAUCAUGUCACAAGUAUUAUAUAACCUAUAAGCUCUAGACACACACAUCGCUGUUCUGAUUUUGAUACGCGUAUGAACGCAUUCUUUGCGUGACAAAAUCCGAAAUGAGGAUAUCCGCAAAGGAACCAAAAUAACUGACAUAGUCCAAGGGAUGAGCAAGUUGAAGUGGCAAUGGGUUGAUCACAUAACUUGAAUAAACCAACAACCGAUGGGAAAGAAAGGCUCUUGAGUAGCAAGCCUGUAAGAACAAAUACAUUGUAGGACUACCCCUCAUUAGACGGAGUGACGACCUCAAAUACAUUGCAGGGAGUCAGUGCAGGUGGCUCAGGACCGUUCCAUAUGGCAGUCUAUGGGGAGGCCUAUGUUCAGUAGUGAAUAGAUAUCACCUGAUAUGAUGAUGAUGAACGCAUUUUAUUGUAACGUGUGAACUUAGAUAGACAACAACUAAAGCCAGGUUCUUUAAAUAAAUAAUCGAAUCGUGCAUUCCUCUAAAUAGAUUUAUUUCCUUCAAUAAAAAAAAAAUACAAUUUAAUUAAUCAAUUAAAAAUCUUAAUAACUGUGAUGAAAAAUAAAUGACUGAUAAAAUAAAGUUCAGAAAAUUUUAAUUUGUAGUUAUUAAUUUGAGAUAUAAAUAAAAGUUAUAAAUAUGUACUUUCAGUUUAGUUGAAUAACAGUGUCUUAGUAUUAAUUAACCAUAAGUCAAAGUAUAAUUAGAUAUCUAUAGUAAAAUACAUACCAUUAAUUGUCUUCAAUACUUAAUUGAAACUAGAUCAUAAAAAUAAAAAUAAGAACCUAUACACAAUAAUUCCUAGCCGAAUAUUGUUUAAAUUCAAUAUAAAAUAUAUGUCCCGACUUGUUAUGUUGUCAUUCGGGACAUGUCAAAAAUGUCGGAUCACUGGUUGUUCUACAAAGGCAAAAUAAUAACUACUACGGCAAUAGCAAUGACCGUUGUUACAUUUUCGUCUGCCUCUUAACUCGAAUAACUUGAAUAAAGUGAAUAGGUUUAGAAAAAAAAAUACUCAAAUAGAAUAUUAACGGAUGACGUAAUAUCCACAACAAUGUUUAAAAAGUCAUUAUUAAAAAUGCAAUCUGUAUUAGGCAUUUUAGUCUGAUGUAUUUGUCAUGAUAUAUACUCAUAAUAAUAAUAAUAAUAAAUUAUAAUUCUGUAUAGAUUAAUUUAUAGAGGAAUAUUGUCGUUUAUUGACAAAGUUACAAAUUCAAGCCAAAUCUACAAAAUUCUAUUUUUGGUCCCAUGAAUUGUUUCUGAAAAAAAAAAUUAAGAAGGCUCUCUAUUAUUAUCAUAAAUUUCUUAAACAUAGUUUCGAAAAAAAAAUUGUAGGUAGGGUUAUAGUGAUUUAAGUUUACGAUCUUUAAGAUUUACAAAUAUAUAUAAAAAAAAGCUUAGUGAAAUAUCGAUCUAACUCAAAAUUAACGAAAUGAGUAUAAGUGAAAUACCGACUUCAAAAAUUUACAGAUUUCACAAUCUAAAUAAGAAAUAAGUCUGUUUAAAAACAUUUUUAAUCCGUCAUCUUGUAGUUGCGGCCAUUUUCUUUCAAGCCUCUAUUAACAGAGUUGUCAAAAUAUAUACAAUUUUUGUUUUAUAAUAACAAAGAUAAAACACCUCUUCUUUUUCCUGAACUACGUUAUGUAAUUUAAACUCAUUUUAUUAUAUUUCAGUUAGGUCAAUAACUCUAAGGGCGUAUUUACGCAGUACGUUAAUUUUAAUGUAUAUUUACUCGUAGAUUUGCAUGUAAAUUUUACGCACUCUGCAAUGGUAUGCCAAAGAGAUUACUCGGCGUGUGUAAAAUAUCCAAUGUAUUUAAUUGUAAAUAAUUAUAAUAAUUAAAUAUGUAAAUAUAUUUUAAACGUACAACGAAUUCCAAACAACGUGCUCGAUUUAUUUCAACUAUUUUUAUAUGCCCUUUAAUUAGGGUUUUUUUUUUUAUUGUAAAUUUAAUAAAAUUUUACACUUUUUAAAGGAA